AUGAUUCCCACAAAUAUUGCCCUCCCAUCGGGUGCCCUUCCCUUCCUAGGGUUACUUGUGACCGUCCUCGCAUGGUUAAUAGCGAAAUGGCCAAUUCACCGUAAAUCCAGUCCUCAAAUACAACAACCAGAGAAAGAACCAUUCACCAAACCACUUCCCAGCCCUUCUCCUCAUGAUCCUACUUCAAAUUAUCCCAAAUUGUACCGCCCAUUCCGACAUGGCCCUAACUUUAUUACCAUGGGAAUUCGCAAACUGCACUGGGACAACUGGAUCGAAAUGGAUUCUUACUUCCUGCGAUACCACGAUAUGAAAGCAGCGGAAUUGGAAAAGAAUUUCAAAGAACACGUCAAAUAUGUCGAUAAUGCAGUCACGAAAGAUGCUUGCUUUGAGCUCAAUGAGGAAUUGGUUCUUCAUCUCACACAUCGCUAUCCCAAGAUCUUCCGAUUGGAAGGAGGGAAGGUCCAUAAUAGUCUUACUGGAGAGGCGUUUCCGUUUCCAGCAGCAACCCCCGAUGAGGCCCUCGCAACAUCAGCCCUGCUGGUUCAGGAUGAUCUAGUGCUGAUGAUAAAGAAUGACGAUGGCGAAUACCACCUUGACGCAGCUGCGGUCUGUCUCCCUGGCUUCUGGCGUCUUAGAGAGAAAUUCCGCAUGUCCCUAGAUACGCUUCACUUCGAAGCCGGCGUUCCUCAUUAUGCGGCCAAGUUGCAAAAGGCCAUGAAUAGGUUCAUGCUGAAGCUUACUCCGGACAAGCCAGUGGAGAGAAACAAUUUCUUCAUCCAACUCGACGACGGACUUCACUGGUCCCACCGCAUGGGCGAUCAACAAGGAACAGAAGUUGCCUCAUGGGCUACUGCCAACGGUAAAGGUCUGACCAUCGACGAGAUCCAUUUCCGCUCAGAGCGACAGACACUACGUCGGCUGCCUCGCUCGGGGGCAAUUUUGUUCACCAUUCGCACUUAUUUCGAGCCAGUGACAAAAUUAGCUCAGGAGCCUCAUAUCCCAGGUCGUUUAGCAGAGGCUAUUCGGAAUUGGGAUGAGACUGUUUCUUAUUAUAAAGGCAAGUCCAGUUGGGAUAAGAUCUUGAUGCCAUAUCUGGAAGAGCAGGAUCGCUUGCAGAAGGAGCAGGGACUUGUUGAGGAGACUGAGGGUGAAUUUCCUUAUUAA
Molecule: messenger RNA, 1164 nt
Organism: Penicillium coprophilum
Lineage: Eukaryota; Fungi; Ascomycota; Eurotiomycetes; Eurotiales; Aspergillaceae
Product: heme-dependent oxidative N-demethylase family protein
Exons: 5
Coding region: 1-1164 (387 amino acids)
Source: RefSeq, a predicted model, not a curated record